Messenger RNA from Aspergillus tanneri, 639 nucleotides. RefSeq lists its product as uncharacterized. The record is from RefSeq and is a predicted model, not a curated record. Lineage: Eukaryota; Fungi; Ascomycota; Eurotiomycetes; Eurotiales; Aspergillaceae. Bases 1 to 639 code for a protein of 212 amino acids. The transcript has 3 exons.
AUGCAACACUUAAAAUGCAGCUACGGAGGGGGAGGAGUCCCUGCAUCUGCCAGAGGAGAGAGCAACCCGGCAAUCGGUUUCCUUAACAUCGAAUUUGUGGGUUUGGCCAUCCUGUCUCAGUCUGUGCGCAACCAACACCGACCUCUUUGCGCUGAGAGGACAUCCCUCUCUUUGGACGGAGAUACUCUUGCAUCCAACCCACGUUCAUUCUAUGGUUCGGGACUUCGGGCCCUGCCGCAAGCCGCCCGAGACAAACUACUCAUCGACGGAUCUGACUGGGUCAUAGAAACGGCGAAGAAAGCCACUUUUGAUGGGCUAUGGAAUCCAAUUGGUGACCGCUUCCGUCUCGCACCAGGGAGCAGUAGGAGCCUUUUGUAUCCUUACAAAUCGCGAGCAUUUGACGAGACACCUCCCGCCAAGAGAUGGACGACCCUCCUCCCAGGAACGAGAAAAACCGAUCAGUACCAGCCACAACACUCGGAGGAUUACGUAGUACCUAGUCGGGACCAAAUCGCAGCAUUGACCAACCAGCCCUUCUCCCAGGCUGCAUCCACGGCACAGCUUCCUCAUGCUACAAGCCCACAGAACGACCCAGAUGCAGGAGGCAAUGCGGGGACGACCGCGAUCGUCCCGGUUUGA